UAUUUGUCUCUCCAAGUCAUCUCUCUAAGCCUUCUCUCUCUCUCUCCAUAACGGCAACGGACACUGCACCGGUAGUUAAAGAGAUAAAACCUCUCGUCAAUGUCGUUAUCGUUUUGCACUCUCUUGCUUGCCUCUCUCUCUAACACACUAUGGCUUCCCUGUCCAGUGGGAUUGCCUGUCUUGGAAUACCUCAACCCCAGGGCUCUUGCAGAAAGAUAGCUUCUCUGCAACCUGUUAACCAUCCUCUGCAUUCUGCAUCCCUUCAUAUUCAUCGCAAAUUUCGUUUUUUUCCUGCUUCAAGACCAAGGUUUAGUGUCAGAGCUACAGAAACAGAUGCAAAUGAAGUUAAACCUUCAGCUCCGGAUAAGGUGCCCGGUGGAAAUAAUGGUGGUUCCAGCUUCAACCAGCUUCUUGGCAUAAAAGGAGCAUCGCAAGAAUCGAAUACAUGGAAGAUUCGUCUCCAGCUAACAAAGCCUGUUACUUGGCCUCCAUUGGUAUGGGGAGUGGUUUGUGGAGCUGCUGCUUCUGGCAACUUUCACUGGAAUAUAGAAGAUGUGGCAAAAUCUAUUGUUUGCAUGUUGUUGUCUGGACCCUUUCUUACUGGUUAUACACAGACCAUAAAUGACUAUUAUGAUAAAGAAAUCGAUGCGAUUAAUGAACCCUAUCGUCCAAUUCCAUCAGGAGCAAUAUCAGAGGGUGAAGUGAUUACUCAGAUUUGGGUUCUGCUCCUUGGUGGCCUUGGUUUGGCAGUUCUGCUGGAUGUGUGGGCAGGGCAUAGUUUUCCUAUAAUUUUUUGUCUAGCAGUGGGUGGAUCCUUAUUGUCAUACAUAUAUUCUGCUCCACCUCUUAAGCUCAAGCAGAAUGGAUGGAUCGGAAAUUUUGCGCUAGGAGCAAGCUACAUAAGCCUGCCUUGGUGGGCUGGUCAAGCUUUAUUUGGAACCCUUACUCCUGAUGUAAUCGUAUUGACAGUGUUGUACAGCAUUGCAGGGCUAGGUAUUGCUAUCAUAAAUGACUUCAAAAGUAUAGAAGGAGAUAGAGCACUUGGUUUGCAGUCACUUCCAGUGGCAUUUGGUGUUGAUACUGCCAAAUGGAUUUGUGUCGGUGCAAUAGACAUUACACAGAUAUCAGUAGCUGGUUAUCUCUUAGCAACUGGAAAAACAUAUUAUGCAUUGGCUUUGAUGGGCUUGGUCAUUCCCCAAAUGAUUUUCCAGUUUCAGUACUUCCUGAAAGACCCAAUAAAAUAUGAUGUCAAAUAUCAGGCCAGCGCUCAGCCCUUUCUUGUACUUGGUAUUUUGGUGACAGCCUUGGCAUACAGCCAUUGAAGUAUACGAAUUUGGAACUUCCACUAUGCUUAUCAGUUAUCACAUUGAUAUGCUGCAAAGCGAUUGUGUGCUCCUGUGUCUGAUAUGAGGAUGACUGUGGAACAGCAUUUGGAUGCAUCUUUGGGAAAUCAUGUACUGGUAUGCAGCAUAAAUGAAGAUCCCUGGAUGGAAUAAGAGGGACCAAUGAUGUAUAGCUGUGGUACUUCGCAGUGCAAGGUGGGUUUUUCCUUGGUUGGUGUAUAUCUGGUUUCCCUGAAUAACCAUCUCAUUUUUGCUGGAAUAUAUUGCUUAGUGUCUCUCUCUCUCUCCAGAAGCGAGGGGAAACCCUUGAGGUGGUGAAUAAAUAGUAAUUCAUGUAUAAGACCAUCAGCCUGUUGAAAGUUUCAGGCUAUUAAUGCCAGUGUUUCUCUCUCGGUUCUAGAAAGAA
Messenger RNA from Amborella trichopoda, 1749 nucleotides. It is a transcript of the gene G4, whose product is annotated as UbiA prenyltransferase family protein. Gene Ontology annotation, molecular function: chlorophyll synthetase activity. NCBI's taxonomy places the organism in Eukaryota, Viridiplantae, Streptophyta, Magnoliopsida, Amborellales, Amborellaceae. The record is from RefSeq and is a predicted model, not a curated record. Gene Ontology annotation, cellular component: membrane. Gene Ontology annotation, biological process: chlorophyll biosynthetic process.